AUGAUAACUGGCAAGGACGUAUAUGAAGUUUUUGCAGCCAUUGUCCCUUUAUACGCGGUUAUGAUCUUCGCCUACGGCUCCAUUCGGUGGUGGAAAAUCUUCACACCAGAAUCAAUGCUCCAGCAUAAACCCUUCGUAGCGCUUUUGGCCAUCCCAUUGCUCUCAUUCCACUUCAUCUCCUCCAACAAUCCUUACGCCAUAAACUACAAAUUCCUCAUCGCCGACUCCCUCCAAAAAGUAGUCAUCCUGGUCGCCCUCUUCCUCUGGCAAGCCUUCUCCAAGGGCGGCAACCUUGAGUGGAUGAUCAUUAUCUUCUCCCUCUCCACCCUCCCCAACACCCUCGUCAUAGGCAUCACUCUGCUCAAAGACAUGUACUGCGACUUCUCCGCCACCAGUUCAGAUUGUCAUUUUGCAGAGCGUGAUGUAGUACACUCUUAUACUCUUCAUGUUCGAGUAUCGCGGCGCCAAGCUCUUAAUCUCAGAAGAGUUCCCGGAGACUGCAGCUUCGAUCAUGUUGUUCAGAGUUGCCUCUGA
Prunus armeniaca (apricot) is the source of this 534-nucleotide messenger RNA. NCBI's taxonomy places the organism in Eukaryota, Viridiplantae, Streptophyta, Magnoliopsida, Rosales, Rosaceae. The record is from the annotation of a GenBank genome assembly.